UUUUUUUUGUUUUGUUUGUUUUGAGUAAAUGACAAUUUUUUUGUUUGUUUCUUUAGGUUAUCUCAUUUUAUAAAUAAAUAAAUAAACAACAUUUGAAAGAGGAAAAAAAAUGUCUCGUACGAAUAAAGUAUCUUGUCCAUCACAUCCAGAUGCAGCAUUGAUUGAAGAUUAUCGUGCAGGUGAUUUAGUUUGUCCAGAAUGUGGACUAGUUGUUGGUGAUCGUGUUGUUGAUGUUGGAUCAGAAUGGCGUACAUUUAGUAAUGAUAAAGCAACAUCGGAUCCAUCACGUGUUGGUGCAGCGGAAAAUCCAUUAUUGGAAGGUUCAGAUCUGACAACAAUGAUUGGCCGUAGUAGUUCGAAUGCUGCAUUCGAUGAAAGUGGUCAACCAAAAUAUUUUAAUCGUAAACAGAUGAGCAGUUCAGAUCGUGCAUUAGUAAAUACAUUCAAAGAAAUUAGUAGCAUGUCCGAUAAAAUUAAUCUUACUAAAACAAUUGUUGAUCGUGCUAAUCUAUUAUUCAAACAAGUACAUGAUGGCCGUACAUUAAAAGGACGAAGUAAUGAAGCUAUUGCAUCGGCUUGUCUUUAUAUUGCCUGUCGCCAAGAAGGUGUACCACGAACAUUCAAAGAAAUUUGUGCUGUUUCAAAUGUUUCAAAAAAAGAGAUUGGCCGUUGUUUUAAACUUAUAUUGAAAGCAUUAGAAACUUCUGUUGAUCUCAUUACUACGGGAGAUUUUAUGUCAAGAUUUUGUUCGAACCUAGGGUUAUCGAAUGCUGUACAACGUGCGGCAACAUAUAUCGCACGAAAAGCAGUCGAAUUGGAUAUGGUACCUGGUCGUAGUCCAAUAUCGGUUGCAGCUGCUGCUAUUUAUAUGGCAUCACAAGCAUCGGCUGAUAAAAAAUCACAAAAAGAAAUUGGUGAUAUUGCCGGUGUUGCCGAUGUUACCAUACGACAAUCAUAUAAAUUAAUGAUUAAAGAUGCUGCAAAACUUUUUCCACCGGAUUUUAAAUUUGUUACACCUAUUGAUCAAUUACCACAAAUGUGAUUUUUUCUUUUCCUUGAAACAAAACAAAACAAACAAAAAGGCAUAUUCAUUUACAUAAACAAAUUACAUUCAAUCAUCAAUUCAUUCAUUUUACUCAAACUACACUUUCAUCGAUUUUUUUUC
Molecule: messenger RNA, 1165 nt
Organism: Dermatophagoides pteronyssinus (European house dust mite)
Lineage: Eukaryota; Metazoa; Arthropoda; Arachnida; Sarcoptiformes; Pyroglyphidae
Gene: TfIIB
Product: transcription factor IIB
Biological process (GO): transcription initiation at RNA polymerase II promoter; transcription preinitiation complex assembly
Cellular component (GO): transcription preinitiation complex; nucleus
Molecular function (GO): RNA polymerase II general transcription initiation factor activity; TBP-class protein binding
Source: RefSeq, a predicted model, not a curated record